Molecule: messenger RNA, 387 nt
Organism: Cryptomeria japonica (Japanese cedar)
Lineage: Eukaryota; Viridiplantae; Streptophyta; Pinopsida; Cupressales; Cupressaceae
Product: auxin-responsive protein SAUR50
Exons: 1
Coding region: 1-387 (128 amino acids)
Biological process (GO): response to auxin
Source: RefSeq, a predicted model, not a curated record
AUGGCAAGAAGCAAGGAAAAUCCUCAAGUUCUGCUUCUGGAGCAGAUUAUCAGAGCAUUUUGUAGGUUUUUCAAAGCCCAUAAAGCAGUUGGGUAUAAUCUUAGCCCAAAGAGCAGGAGAUAUUUUGCAUUUGAGGAUGAGAUGAUUGGUAGAUCAUGCAGCGCUCUUCCUCUGGAUGUCCCCAAAGGGCAUUGUGCAGUGUAUGUUGGUAUUGAAAGAAGUCGCUUUGUCAUCCCCACUGAUUACUUGAAUCAUUUUCUCUUCGGAGCAUUGCUAGAGAAAGCUGAGGAAGAGUAUGGGUUUGAUCAUCAAAUGGGUUUAACAAUCCCCUGUGAUGAAGUUGCCUUCAAAAAUUUGACAACGUGUUUAAGGUCACUCCGAAAUUAG